Lactuca saligna is the source of this 327-nucleotide messenger RNA. Lineage: Eukaryota; Viridiplantae; Streptophyta; Magnoliopsida; Asterales; Asteraceae. The record is from the annotation of a GenBank genome assembly.
AUGGCUGGAGGAACUGGAGCUCCACUCAAACGGGUAGAAUCCUUGGAGAAAGAGCUAGGGCAAUUGAAUGAUAGGCUGGAGACGCAAGGGCACCAGAUUCAGUUCCAAGACGACUCCAUUGCAUCAAUGCAGUUGAAGAUGGACCAGAAAUUUGAAGAAGUUUUGAAGGCUAUAGCCACGGGGAAGAAUCCAUCAGAGGAGGGCAAGGAGGAUGAACCUUUAUCCUCGGUGAUAGUGACGCCAGGAGGAAUCGGGACCGGAAGUAGCCACGAUGGAGGAGGCGGCGGAGGCCGAGGAACGGGGGAAUCAGGGGGAGGACUCAACUGA